ACACAAACCACCCAAAAAAAAAUAAGAAUCAAAAGAAUAAGGGGAAAAAACACCCACUUUCUUCUUUUUCUUCUUCUUGCAUCUGGGUUUCUGAAAACAAAUUUUGUGACUGGCACAAUCUCCACUCAAACAGAAAAAGAAAAAAACUUUCAGGAUACUUGAGUGAUUGACUUUGAAUGAAAUCCUGUUAUUUCAUUAUUGAAACUCAAUUGAAGUGAUUCACUAGAAAACUUAUUCUUCAUAGUCCUUGAGUUACAACUGAAGCUAUUAGAUUUCUUUUAACUCCACCUGUUUCCUUGGAUCUCUGAGCAUAGCUGGGAAUCAAGAUCAGUUCGAAAUCAUGUUUCAGUUGACUGAUGGUUCUGAUAUUGGCCCCAAAAGUUUCCUGCUGCUACUAGUAUUGCAACACUGAAAGUGGCCUUAAGAGAGACUGGUAGUUUGGUUUUGAUAUUGGUUCUGAUAUCAACGUGAUAACUAAGUAUUGUUCCUGUUUAUGGGAGAGAACCUGCAUUUAUUGCAUGCAGGGCUAGUCCCAUAUGCGUGUUUGACUACACUAGUUUGGAAAAACUUUUCCAAUGCGUAUUAACUGGGUAAUUCUUCUUUUGCCUAACUGCAUCUGAAUGGUGCUUUUGCCAAAUAAGUAUCUUGUGGGGUCCACAUUUAGUAUUAAGGCAUCAACAUUGUUAUGUGAUCAUCUCAAUCUGAAAGAAGCAUAUAAUUCAGAAUGGUAAGUGUGGAGCGUUUUCACAGAGUGAUUCCCUGUGAACCCACGCCCGGUGGAAAGCUCUCCUUGUCGAGCUUCGACCAAUACAGACUCUACACACAUAUUCCUCUCCUUCACAUCUACAGAUCCAAAUCCAUUCAUCAUCAUCAUGAUGAUGCCUCUGUCACUCUCAUGGAAACUCUCACCAACUCUCUCAGUAAAGCAUUGGUUCACUACUAUCCACUCGCUGGCCGCUUAUGUGCAAUCCAUGGUGGCCGCUGGGAACUCAACUGCAACUCCAUGGGAGUACACCUCUUUGAAGCACAUUACCAACCAACAACAACAAAAACAACAACUUUGGAUGAUUUUGCUCUAACCCAAUUGCUGCAACAACAACUCAUGCCCAAGAUUCCUUAUAAUCCCCCAAUAGAGGAUAUGCCUCUGUUGGUGAUACAACUCACUAGUUUCCCUUGUGGUGGACUCACUCUUGGGGUGGCCAUAUCUCGUGUUGUGCUUGAUGGGGUUGGUUUCAUGGUUUUCCUCAACUCUUGGGCCAAAUUGGCUAGGGGAGAGAAUCUAGAUCCUUCUGAGAUACCAUGUUAUGAUAGAGCUUUAUUGAACUUAAGCAGGGUCCACAUCUUGCAGCGUUUUCAAUUUCAUCACCCGGAGUUUCAACCACCACCCCUUUGGGUAGGUAGCUUCUUGGUAGAUGACACCAAGUAUGACACUAUUAUUGAGGUUUUCAAACUCACCAAAGCCCAAGUUCAGAAGCUUAAGGAGAGAGUCCUUAUUGACUUUGGCAAUGGAAAUUCUCCACAGCAAAAUUGUACAAGUUUUGAGGUUAUUUCUGGGCUCCUAUGGAGGUGUGUCUGCAAGGCACGUUUUGCUGGCAAUGGUGACCAACCAACAAGAGUGUCCACCUUGGUUCAUUGUAGGAACCGGUUGAAGCCACCCGUGCCAAAUUCUUAUUUUGGGAAUGUAGUUCUUCCAACUGUGACAAGAACCUGCACCUUUGAUGAUGUCAUUUACAAGCCUUUGAGUUAUGCUGUUGGGAACAUAAGAGAAGCUUUACGGAGGUUGACUGAUGAGUAUAUAAGGUCUGCUCUUCAAUAUAUAGCUGAUCAGAAGGAUGUGAGUGUGGUGAGAAAUAAUGUUAACUUCAAUGUAGCAAGUGCUGGAGGACAAUUUAGGGGAAACCCAAGUCUAUCUAUUGUUAGUUGGAUGAAUUUUCCUUUUCAGGAUGCGGAUUUUGGGUGGGGAAAACCUGUUUAUCUACUUCCAGGGAACAUAAAUUCUGAAGGGAAGGCCUUUAUUAUGAAUAAUGGUAAUGGUGAUGCUGAUGGUGAAUGUAUCAUUGUAGCUAUUUGCUUGCUUGCAUCCAAUAUGGAUGCUUUCAAGAAGUUCUUUUACGAGGAUGUAGCAGAGGUACUUAGUUCUUCCAAGCUGUGAUGUUUGUGGCAGAACUUCUCGUGCCAAAGAGGUAUUAGUACACAAUGUGGCUGCUAUUUUGCUAUUGUUACUAUAUAUACAUAGCGUGUAAAUAGAUUAUAUUAAGUUAGGUUGGGCCUAAUUAGGUAUAGAUUCCAUAAAAUGUUUCGAGUCUGCCUUGUCCUAUAAGUCUCAUGUAAAUUAAAUUAUAGACUUGUUUUCGCCUAUUAGCACACUACAAACUAAAUGAUAUACAUAUUGUAGCCUUUUUGGUUUGGCCAAUUCAAACCUAUCAAGUCCUU
Messenger RNA from Gastrolobium bilobum, 2433 nucleotides. Its product is annotated as spermidine hydroxycinnamoyl transferase-like. Gene Ontology annotation, molecular function: acyltransferase activity, transferring groups other than amino-acyl groups. The coding region runs from base 725 to 2152 and encodes 475 amino acids. NCBI's taxonomy places the organism in Eukaryota, Viridiplantae, Streptophyta, Magnoliopsida, Fabales, Fabaceae. The record is from RefSeq and is a predicted model, not a curated record. The transcript is spliced from 2 exons.